AUGUUCUCCGCUGCCGUUAUUCGGGCCGGCGCUCGCCGAGCCAUCCCCCGCGUUGUUCGCCGCCAGAACGUCGUCGCCGUCCGCAACCCCUUCCAGCGCCUCAAUGCCGUUCGAGCACUCUCAAGCACAAGCUCCCAGUCCGAGCAGGCCAACCGCGACCGUACCCGAGCCAUCAUCAUCCGCACCCUGAGCCAGAUUGGCAGCCGCCGUGAGGGCCAGCAAUACCUUUCAUACUUCACCUCCGUCUCCUCCCAGAAGUUCGCCGUUAUCAAGGUCGGCGGUGCCAUUCUCACCGACUACCUCGAUGACCUCUGUGAGAACAUCGCCUUCCUCUACGAGGUUGGCCUGUACCCCGUCAUUGUCCAUGGCGCGGGCCCGCAGUUGAACCGCCUGCUUCAGGAGGCUGGUGUCGAGCCUCAGUUCGAGGAGGGUAUCCGCGUGACUGACGGCAAGACCCUGACGGUCGCCCGCAAGCUGUUCCUCCAGGAGAACAUGAAGCUUGUCGAGAAGCUCGAGAGCCUUGGCGUCCGCACUCGCCCUCUGACCACCGUCCUGACCGCCGACUACCUCGACAAGGAGAAGUGGAACUUGGUUGGUAAGGUCACCAGCGUCGACAAGGCGCCCGUCGAGCUUGCCAUCUCUCAGGGUUACGUUCCUAUUCUCACUUCCAUGGCCGAGACCCCCGAGGGCCAGAUCCUCAACGUCAACGCCGAUGUCGCCGCUGCGGAGCUUGCCCGUGCGCUCGAGCCCCUGAAGAUUGUCUACCUCUCUGAGAAGGGUGGUCUCUUCAAUGGUGAGACUGGUGACAAGAUUUCCCACAUCAACCUCGACGAGGAGUACGACCACCUCAUGUCCCAGUCUUGGUGCCGCUACGGUACCCGCCUUAAGAUCAAGGAGAUCAAGGAACUUCUGGAGACCCUGCCGCGAACCUCCAGCGUUGCCAUCAUUCACCCCAGUGACUUGCAGAAGGAGCUGUUUACCGAUUCCGGCGCCGGUACUUUGAUCCGCCGCGGAGACAAGAUUGCCUUCGCCGACAGCAUCUCCUCGUUCCCUGACCUCGACAAGCUGAAGCAGACCCUCAUCCGCGACCGCGAGGGCAUGGACGCCGAGGCCACCGUUGACCGAUACAUCGAGUUCCUGAAGGGCACUCCCUUCAAGGCCUACUACGACGAGCCCCUUAACUGCCUCGCCAUUGUCCUCCCCCCCAACGAGGAGCGAUCCCACCCGACUCUGGCUACCCUGACCGUCACCAAGGAGGGAUGGUUGAGCAACGUCACGGAGAACGUCUUCCAUGCCAUCAAGAAGGACCACCCCAAGCUCGUCUGGACCGUCAGCGAGGAGGACGAGAACCUCACCUGGUUCUUCGACAAGGCCGACGGCAGCUUUUCCAGCAAGGGCAACCAGCUCUUCUGGUACGGCAUCGACAACCUCCAGGAGCUCGGCGUCUUGACCGACGAGUUCAACGCCCAUGGACGCGCCAUGCUUGGCGACUCCAACCUGGAGGCCCGCCUGCGCCGCGCUGCUCAGACUUCGAGCCGCAGCCUCAACCAGUCUACCACCCCCGCCCAGGCUCGUGGUUUCUCGACCAUGGCUCGCCGCCCGACAUGGGCCCCUGCCGCCGCCAGCCUUUCCGGCAAGCGCACUUUCGCCACGUACACCACUACCAACCCCAACCCUCCUCUGGGCAAGAAGAACGCCUCCAACGACGUUCCCUCCCGCGUCGCCCUGAUUGGUGCCCGUGGUUACACCGGCCAGGCUCUCAUCGAGAUGCUCAACGCCCACCCCAACAUGGAUCUCCGCCACGUCUCGUCUCGUGAGCUCGCUGGCCAGAAGCUUGAGGGCUACACCAAGCGCGAGGUCAUCUACGAGAACCUGAGCCCCGACCAGGUCACUGAGCUCGAGAAGAAGGGUGCCAUCGACUGCUGGGUUAUGGCUCUCCCUAACGGUGUUUGCAAGCCUUACAUCGAGGCCAUCAACGACGCCCGCAAGGCCGGCGCCGACCACCGCAGCGUCAUUGUCGACCUGUCCGCCGACUACCGUUUCGACAACACCUGGACGUACGGUCUCCCCGAGUUGACCGGCCGCUCCGAGAUCUACAAGGCCGACAAGAUCUCCAACCCCGGCUGCUACGCUACUGCCGCGCAGCUCGGUAUUGCUCCCUUGGUUGACCACCUCGGCGGUUCUCCCUCAGUCUUCGGUAUCUCCGGCUACUCAGGUGCCGGCACUAAGCCCUCGCCCAAGAACGAUGUCAACCUGCUCAAGGACAACCUAAUGCCCUACAGCUUGACGGAUCACAUCCACGAGCGUGAGAUUAGCGCCAAGCUCGGCACCGACGUCGCCUUCUCCCCGCACGUCGCCUCCUGGUUCCGUGGCAUCCAGGCCACCAUCCACAUCCCCCUCAACAAGACCAUGACCUCGCGGGACAUCCGCCAGAUCUACCAGGACCGCUACGCCGGCGAGAAGCUCGUCAAGGUUGUUGGCGAACCCCCGCUGGUCAAGAACAUUAUGAACAAGCACGGUGUCGAGAUCGGUGGUUUCGCAGUUCACAGCAGCGGCAAGCGCGUCGUCGUCUGCUCAACCAUUGACAACCUGCUCAAGGGUGCGGCGACUCAGUGUCUCCAGAACAUGAACCUGUCUCUUGGCUACGCUGAAUACGAGGGUAUCCCUACCAUGUAA
Colletotrichum spaethianum is the source of this 2676-nucleotide messenger RNA. RefSeq names its product protein arg-6, mitochondrial. The transcript has 2 exons. Gene Ontology annotation, biological process: L-arginine biosynthetic process. Gene Ontology annotation, cellular component: mitochondrion; cytoplasm; mitochondrial matrix. The coding region runs from base 1 to 2676 and encodes 891 amino acids. The record is from RefSeq and is a predicted model, not a curated record. Gene Ontology annotation, molecular function: NADP+ binding; N-acetyl-gamma-glutamyl-phosphate reductase (NADP+) activity; arginine binding. NCBI's taxonomy places the organism in Eukaryota, Fungi, Ascomycota, Sordariomycetes, Glomerellales, Glomerellaceae.